Mya arenaria is the source of this 831-nucleotide messenger RNA. RefSeq lists its product as uncharacterized. Lineage: Eukaryota; Metazoa; Mollusca; Bivalvia; Myida; Myidae. The coding region runs from base 1 to 831 and encodes 276 amino acids. The transcript has a single exon. The record is from RefSeq and is a predicted model, not a curated record.
AUGAGCGACAAUUUGCCGCACCAGACAACAAAGGUGUUGUAUGCGUAUACGCCUUACGAUUUCGGGCCGCUAAAUGUGAUAGAUACGAGGCAAAUCAAUAAUUUUGAAGGCGGAAAGUACUACUUGACAACCCCAAAGGAGCCUAUCGUCGUCUACCGAUUGUAUGGAGGCAAUGCACGAGAAGGGGGUCAAUACUGGACCGUUGAGCCACGUGACGGCAACUUAGGGUAUCGUAUGGACGCGGCCGUAAUGCCACAGUGGAAUUCGUUGGAGCAUGCAACUAAAAUGAUAAUUCCGCCUGGCGUGUUGUUAUUCGAAGGCCAGGUUGCUAGGCAGGUCACUAGGGAACGAUCCUUGCACGGCGGCGGUUGGCAAGUCUUUAUCCCAGGAAAUAUCAUCAACAACCUUGCCGAAAUCCAGCCAGGCAAGUUAAGCGGAAGAGCCAAUGAGCAAACCGUCAAAAGAUACUUGGACCGAAUUAACGAAGACCAAGACAAGCUUAUGAAGCGUUUUGAAAAGGAAUUCAACGAACGUUUGCAACAAAGAGCGACGAGCAAUGGAAGCGAAUUGCGACGAUUGCCAGGUCGAAUUCUGAAAUUCAUCCAAGGCAGCGACGGAGGCCAAACGGGAGAUAAAGUUGAAGCAGGAAAGUACCUUGUUCACAAGGAAAGUAUUCCUGGCAUGGGAGGCAAAAGGAAAAAUGUAUCGGUGUCUGUCCGAAUUGAAUUCGUUCGCUCCGAGACGCGAACAUACCAGAGUGGGAAGACCAUCGUUAACGAGACGACCAACUACUACAACCGAAUAACAGAAAUAACAGAAACAUACUCUUAA